Molecule: messenger RNA, 678 nt
Organism: Desarmillaria tabescens
Lineage: Eukaryota; Fungi; Basidiomycota; Agaricomycetes; Agaricales; Physalacriaceae
Exons: 1
Coding region: 1-678 (225 amino acids)
Source: RefSeq, a predicted model, not a curated record
AUGACACCCAACGAACGCACACGCAUCCUACGCUCUACACGCAAACUCGGCGCACUCCUCGGCACAACGCCCCAAUGCGAGUUUGUGCACACACACAAUAAGCAGAUGUCCCUCUCUCUCGUCCCAGGCACUGGCCCAGCCCUCGUCCUCCGCAUACACACAGCUGCUCUCCCUACCAAUGAGCACGGUCCGCUCUCCCCCAUCUCCCCCGUGCACGAGCGAAAGCCCGACGAGCGACGGAAGCGAAUGGCCAAACUCGCUCGUACAUUCGGCGAGAACGUCCCGCCCGAACUCGUGUCGUCCACUCCUGCACGCCGCGCUAGACGCCGCAGUUGCAGUAUCGACACCAUACUCUCUCCCCUCCCCAAACGCGCUCCACUACCUUCCUUUGAGGAAGAACCGGAGGAGCUCGAGCAAGUGUCAGACGACUCGGAGACUCCCCUCCUUCCCCGUAAAUUCUCUCGCUCAGCGUCUGUCCGCGCCACUCCCAAAACACCCGUCGUUAAAGACGAGGUCCGCUCACAUAGCGUUGACGAGGGCGAGCGCAGGCAUUUUCAAGUUGUCGAUCGCAGUCAGUAUUGGGGCCGCCGCAAGGAAAAGGGCUGGUCGGGAGAGUGGAACCGUCGCGAUCGUGAGGAUGUCCUUAUGCAAUUACGGGCCCUAAAGGCUUCCCUUUAA